Vigna angularis (adzuki bean) is the source of this 680-nucleotide messenger RNA. RefSeq lists its product as uncharacterized. Bases 450 to 659 code for a protein of 69 amino acids. The record is from RefSeq and is a predicted model, not a curated record. Lineage: Eukaryota; Viridiplantae; Streptophyta; Magnoliopsida; Fabales; Fabaceae. The transcript has a single exon.
GACGAAAGUCUUAUUAGUUUUUCCUUAUAAAGCAAAAAAUUGAAGGGUAACGUGUCAACCUACUCAACACUAAUCAAUGUGGGACUUUUGAAUUUGGGCCACAAAAAAUAAUUGAUUCUGUCUUAUCUUGCUAGCAAGUCCCAAUAAUGACCCAAAAUUUGGAUUUAGCAUAUGCGGCCACGUAAUGCAAUGCUUAAUUACUUGCUUUAACAUUCAUCACUGACUGUGACAUGCACCCAAACUAAAACUAAACUAUUUUUGCCUUUAGCUCAUGCUGCUAGGUGUCUCUCUUCAGUUUAUUCCUUGCUUGCAUUGAUCUCUGCUUCAGUGUCGUUCACUUUGAUUUUGAGUUUCCUAUUUAAUUUGUAGCUUCCCAUUCAGCACUACUGCUCUAGAUAUAUAAUUGUGGCAGUAGAAGCUUAGAAUCACUUAGAAUAUUUUGAUAGAAAAUGAGUGAUUGGGGUCCUGUGGUGAUAGCAGUGGUGCUGUUUGUGUUGCUGAGUCCUGGUCUUCUGAUUCAAGUUCCAGGGAAGAGCAGAGUGGUGGAGUUUGGGAACAUGCAAACCAGUGGAGUCUCUAUCUUGAUCCACACCAUCAUCUUCUUUGGUCUCAUUACCAUAUUUCUUAUUGCUAUUGGUGUGCAUAUCAACACUGGCUAAUUCCAUUCUCUGUUUAAUUUA